AACAGGAAGUAGGUCUUGAACUUGUAAACACAAGGGUUUGUGAACAUUUGACAGAUCUUGUUAAUUUUUAAGCAACAUGGAUGUACAUUACCCCUAAAUGAAGAGUUCAUGAGAUAAAGAAAGGAAUUACGUGUACAGUCACAUUAAUUGGAGCUACUGACCGCACAAGAUGCCAGGACGGACAGUAAAGGAUGUCUACAUGGCAACAUCCAUGACGGACCUCAAUAAACUGGUCGACAUUUCCAAACAAAAGCUCGGAAAUAAUCCAAGACUGCUGAUAAAGACGUCGGAUACGAUGCUGAAGGGUGCCGAGGAGUGUGACCUGAUGGGUGACGAGGAGAAGGCCUACGUACUGUUUAUGAGGUUCUUCAACAUCAUCACUGCCGUGAAGAAAAUGCCAGAGUACCGCAAACAGAAGGAUUUUUAUGAUAAACUGAUAGGCCAGAAGAACGUCCUGAAGUGUAUGGACAAAGCUGAGGACCUUUCUAAAAGUCUUAAAAACAGAUAUGACUAUUGUGAGGCGCAGGAAAUUGCCAAAAAACUUUCUACACUAGAUUCUUCUUCUCCUGAGGAAAAGAAAGUCGAUAAAACUUCAGAGAUUGAAGCUGACAAAAAUUCUGACGGCGGAGAGAAGACAAAAACUCAGUCAAAAGAAUCAACUCCAGAUCCUGUAUCAGCGCCACCACCUCAGCCAGAAGGGCAGAUAACUCCGGUCCAGUUGUUUUCCUUGUUGAAAGAAAGUGAUGAACAGAUGGCCAUAAUGGAUGUCCGUCCAGCUGCAGAGUUUGAGGAAUCGCACAUACAGCACCGAACCUGUAUCAAUGUACCGGCUGAGAUUGUAUCACCAGGAACAACAGUGACAGUGAUUGAGAAGACCCUACCUGAAGACUCCCGGUCACUAUGGCAACAGCGAGGUCACUUGGACCACAUUGUGUUGGUUGACUGGUCCUCCACUCUCGACAAGGUUACCAUAGGAACGACCUUGAGGACGCUGAAAGACGCUCUUUUUAAGUACGACUCGACCGUGAUAAUCCGGAGCGAGCCAGUUGUGUUGGAGGGCGGAUACGAUCAGUGGUUAUAUCACUACCCUCAACUGACCACGAACCCGCAUAUCAAACACUCGUCAGUGUCCACAAUAACCUCCGCACCCUCAUUGGAUUUUGACUACCCUGAUGAUAUCAAUGUGGAGGACAUACUAAAUCCCAAAAAAACACCUGCACCAGAAAAAUCAACAGACCUAUCAGAUUCUUUGUUACAAUUUGCUCAAGGAAUGACAGACCAAUCAGGACCCAUGAAUCGGUUGACUCAAGUUAAUGGUGACAUUGGCGGAGUUAUGCCCAGAAUUGACCGGUCCACCAAGCCAAGGAUUGGAACCAAUCAGAAUACAACACAGGACAGACCAAUAACAUUCGUUACGGGCUCCGAUUUGUACCCGUCUGUGUCUAGGUCGUUAAAUGGGUCAGAAAGGUCAAAUACUAUACCAGAAUCGAAAGGACUAAGUACAGAUGAUGCAGUUAGUCUAGAGACUAAAUCAAACUCAGCUUUGUCCAAAUAUUCUGAGGAACUAGAAAAAGAAAAAUCUGAGUUGGAAAGAAUUCGUCAGCAGAAAGCUGAAGAAUUGGCAAGUUUUCAGAAAGAGAAAGAGAGAAUUGCUAAAGAAAGAGAAAGCAGGAUUGAAAGAAUGAAAUCUGAAGAAGAUCAGCUUUCAAAAAUGGAGCAAAUGAAAGCAGUCCAGGCAAAAGAUCUGGCAGAUCUGCUGAGGAAGAAAAAGAAACUAGAAGAGGAUAUCAAAAGGGAGACAACUGCAGGAAUCCAGGAUGAGAAGAGGAAGUACCAAGAAGAGGAGGCAAGGAAGGUGGAGUUGAUCCGUGUGCGACAGGAGGAAGAAGAAAAAAAACGUCGCAUGGAGGAAGUGAUGAGGCUACGGGAGGAGAGAAAGAGGAAGGAAACAGACGGACAGGAUGCAGUGAACAGUGCUCAAAACCAGGCAAAGCAGAUCGAAGAGGAGAACAAACAAAAACUGAGAGAGGCGUCGGAGAGGGCAGAGAAACUCCGACAGGAAAAGGAAAGGAAGAAAUUAGCUGAUUCAAAAGAUAAAGAAGAAAGGGAGAAAGCAGCAGAAGCGGCCAGACAACGGGACCAGGAACGACGUGAGCGUGAGGCUCAGGCACAGAUAGAUGCUCAAAGGAGGCAACAAGAGGAACUGAAAAGACAGAAAGAAGACAGGGACAAACAAGAAAUAUACAGACAAGACAAAGAAAGGGAAGAGAGGGAGAGAAAGCUUCAAGAUGAAAAGUCACGAGCAGACUUGGCCCUUCGACUCGCUCAGGAUAAAAUGAAGCAACUAAAUGAUAAACCUCAGGUGAGAACGAUUCCCUCGCCAAACCUGCCAGAGGGUUGGGAGAAGAAGCGAGAUAACAAGACUGGUCGCUACUUUUACGUGGAUCACAAGAACAGUCUCACUCAGUGGGAACCUCCUUUUGUUUAUCAACCAGAUUUAAGAAAAGACUCUGGCAUACAAGACCCACUGAGAACUCCACAAAGGGGCAUGUAUAAAACUAAGCUGAAGGACGAGUCUGAACAGGGAAGAUCUGGGGGGCUCAAACGGUCCUUCUCCUCACCUGAUAUCACCAAACUGAUGGAGGAGGAGACUCUGCGUAAACCUGACCUGCCCUCUGUUGACAGGUCCAAAAAACCUACUCCAAGGGUUGAGCCCCGCCCACAGCCUGCCAGUACACGCCCACGAAACCUGAACCCUACAUACGGCAACGUGGGCUCAGCACUGACUGGAUUAAGAAACCUUGGGAAUACCUGUUACAUGAACUCCAUCAUACAAUGCUUAGAUAACUGUGCUCCUCUGGUCCAGUACUUCCUGACUGACCGUUACCUGUACGACAUCAACAGGGACGGUGGACCUGACAGUUACGGGUACCAGGUUGUAGACGAGUUUGUGGUCAUUGUGAAGGCGCUAUGGAGUGGCCAGUAUAGAAACAUCACACCUCGUGACUUCAAGUACAUUGUUGGGAAGUACCAGCCGAUGUUUGCCGGAUGCGACCAACAGGAUUCACAGGAAUUUCUCACAUUUGUCCUGGACGGGCUCAAUGAAGGACUCAACAAAGUGAAGGAAAAACCAAAACUACCAGACACGGACAAUGACAAGUUACCAGAAAUUCAGGCAGCAGCCGUAGCCUGGCGCCGUCAUUGUUUGAUGUAUCAGUCCAUCAUAGUCGACCUGUUCCAGGGAAUGUUACGGUCCACAUUGACAUGCCUUACCUGUAAACACAAGUCGGUGACCUUUGAAGUGUUUAUGUACCUGUCCCUGCCGAUUCCCUCGGGAUCUCGCUGUAGUCUCCAGGAUUGCCUGCAGGAGUUCCUGAAGGUUGAGAAAAUGACGGGCAGUUCUCGUUGGAAGUGUCCGAACUGUCGGGUCCAGCGAGAUACAGAGAAGAAAAUAGACAUAUGGAAACUUCCUCCCCUUCUUAUCAUAGCUCUGAACAGAUUUGUGUGGGAGGGUAUGUGGCGACAGAAAAUCAACUCUUAUGUGGACUUCCCUGUCAACGAUCUGAGCCUUGAAAAGUUUACACGAGGACCAGGGACAAACCCUCACUACCAGCUGUAUGGUGUGUCUAAUCACUAUGGAACAAUGGAUGGUGGUCAUUACACUGCCUACUGUAAGAAUGCUGUGUCCAAGAAGUGGUACAAGUUUGAUGACCAUGAGGUGUUUGACAUGUCCAGUUCAGAGGUCAAGACUUCUGCUGGAUUUGUGCUGUUCUACACAACGAUGAACUUCACAGCUCCUACGUAUCGCCAACCAUUUUGACGAAAUCUUUACAAUCAUCGCUGAUGACAUCAUCACUUGUCAACAAGACCCAGUGUUAUAGGAACAAUCUUGUUGAUGACGUCAUCACUUGUCAUCAAGACCCAGUGUAAUAGGAACGUCAGUAAUCUGGACUCUUUUGUUAUUUAAAUCAACCAAUUCUAACAUUAAUAUAUAAAAUACUGUAUAAUCGGGUUAUUUACGCAGGCGUAAAUUAUUCGCGAUUUGACCCAAAAUUUGUAAAUUAAAGUUGACACAGAUUAUAAUUUCACGAUCUAGAUGUGUGAAGGAACUGAAUUUUUGCAGUGUUUUAGCACAGAGACGGAGCGCUCGGCAUAUAAAGUGUUUUAGCACAGAGACUGUGCGCUCGGCAUAUAAAGUGUUUUAGCACAGAGACGGAGUGCUCGGCAUAUAAAAUGUUUUAGCAUAGAGAUGAUGCGCUCGGCAUAUAAAGUGUUUUGGCACAGAGACAGAGCACUUGGCAUAUGAAGUGUUUUAGCACAGAGAUGGAGCGCUCAGCAUAUAAAGUGUUUUGGCACAGAGACAGAGCACUCAGCAUAUAAAGUGUUUUAGCACAGAGAUGGAGCGCUCAGCAUAUAAAGUGUUUUAGCACAGAGAUGGAGCGCUCAGCAUAUAAAGUGUUUUAGCACAGAGACGGAGCACUCGGCAUAUUAAGUGUUUUAGCACAGAGAUGGAGCGCUCAGCAUAUAAAGUGUUUUGGCACAGAGACAGAGCACUCGGCAUAUAAAAUGUUCAGGUUAUUUUAGGUAACUGUAAAAGGUACCAACAGGUACAACUAAAAUUAUUACUACUGUCACUAUUGCUAAGUAUUUAUUUAAGUCCUUUUCAAAACAAGUAUUCCAUAAAAAAUAUCAGAUGUGAUUCUUUUCACAGCAUUACUGUAUACCUGGAAACUUUCACUCUUUUCCAAUAAAAUCCAUUUUGCUCAUUGUUAAUUUCGCCAUUCACAUGUAAUUACUAUAUAUAACAUGUCGUGUAUUAAAAUUUGCUGUCAUGAUAUAUUCGCCCUCGUUGUGAAGGGUGAAAAAGGCGAAAGUAAACAGUAGCUAUUUCAAAGUUGAAUAUUUUAAAAAAGAGAAAUAAACAAAAGAAAGAAAAAAGAAAAACUGCAGGGGUCAUUCUCAGGACCUUUACAUUGCAAAGGCUAUUCUUUUCCAUUGUUGUCGUCCAGGUAGGUAUCAGAAGCUAUCAGUUGCAAAGUCUAUGAAAAUAAAAACAAACAUUGAAAAAUGCAUUGCUUGACAGGGGAAGUUACUCUAACAUACAAAAAGUAUUUUGGUUGCUUCAUCUUCUAUAUAUAAGGGAGAUUACUCCCAAAUCAAAAAUCUCCUAUAAGAACUCUUCUUCAUGAUUAUAACUGAUGCAUUGGUACCUUUUACCUUAAUGGGAUCAGCCAGAACAUUUCAUUCACUAUCGUUUAUUUCAUAUAGAAUAUUUGACUAGUGGUAGGUAUGAAAUGUACGAUGUGAUGUUGAUUUGUGCGCGACCUACUGAGUAACUACAAUGUAAGUUUGAUAUAAAGAACAUUGUUAAUGUAAAUUUGAGUCCUGUAUUUAGUAAUUUAAUAUGUGAUAAGCGGUGGCCAAAUGGUUAAGGUAUCUGACUGUCUAGGAUCACUAGCCCUCUACUUCUGGGUUGCGGAUUCAAGGCCCGACUAACUACAUGUAGGAGUUGCCAGGUACUGGCCGUAAGUCGGUGGUUUUUCUCCAGCUACUUUACUUAGUUUCUUCCAUUUAAAAGCAUUGCUACUUCAGAAUUUCCUUAAAAUCAUUUCUAAUUUAAGAAUAUAAGACACAGAAUUAAAUUACAUUAAGGAACGUUCAUGAAAAAUAGGCCUUGAAUAUUUAUUGAGCUUUGCUCAGUGUUGUUAAAUCUUGUUGUCAUUUGUUAUUAAUCAUUAAUCAAGAUAUAUGUAUUAUGUUUUUACACACCCCAACCCUU
This is a messenger RNA of Mizuhopecten yessoensis (Yesso scallop), 5779 nucleotides long. Its product is annotated as ubiquitin carboxyl-terminal hydrolase 8-like. Bases 170 to 3820 code for a protein of 1216 amino acids. Gene Ontology annotation, biological process: protein deubiquitination. Lineage: Eukaryota; Metazoa; Mollusca; Bivalvia; Pectinida; Pectinidae. The record is from RefSeq and is a predicted model, not a curated record. The transcript has 26 exons. Gene Ontology annotation, molecular function: protein binding; cysteine-type deubiquitinase activity.